Molecule: messenger RNA, 432 nt
Organism: Drosophila elegans
Lineage: Eukaryota; Metazoa; Arthropoda; Insecta; Diptera; Drosophilidae
Gene: EbpII
Product: ejaculatory bulb-specific protein 2
Exons: 2
Coding region: 138-347 (69 amino acids)
Source: RefSeq, a predicted model, not a curated record
CCAACUUUACGAUUUGUAUUAACAUAUUUUCAAUCUGCAUUUAAAUGUUUGAAAGCUUGCUAUAUAAACCCGAGCCAGGUUGUGUUUGCUAUCAUUUGGUAUAACUACUUUAGGUGAGGCAUUUUAUAAUCCCUACAAUGCUCCGUCUUAUGGUUCUUAUGAUAACUUUGGCUUUAAUGACUGGUAGUGCUUAUGGUGCUAUCGAUCAGCUGAUGCGAGCUAUUACUGGUGGACUCGGGGGAGGUGCCAGAGCGAAUAUACCCGUUUCCGUUAACAGGAGGUUCACUGUUGUCUCACCUAAUGGGGAGCUUUCUUUUGGAUAUGGCUAUCGUCCUGGAUUCUUUUGAAUACUACUGUUUUGCGCUGCGGUCUGGUUGUUUCUUAUAAAAAACAUACUUUUAUGAAAAUUUAAAUAUAUUAAUUAAACGCAAA